Larimichthys crocea (large yellow croaker) is the source of this 2728-nucleotide messenger RNA. RefSeq lists its product as uncharacterized. Lineage: Eukaryota; Metazoa; Chordata; Actinopteri; Sciaenidae. Gene Ontology annotation, cellular component: chromatin. The transcript is spliced from 9 exons. Bases 368 to 1996 code for a protein of 542 amino acids. Gene Ontology annotation, molecular function: protein binding. The record is from RefSeq and is a predicted model, not a curated record.
GAAACGAUUGACAGAUUGCUCCGUUUAAUUUCAAUUCAUGUUUGCUGAGUCAUCUUUCCUCCGUGCUUUACGCUUGCUGUCCCCUGGCUACAGUCAAAGGCAAAUAAUAGCAUUGCAUGAUUAGUUCUGACAUAUACAUAUGUAGACUUGCUUGCAGUGACUCUCAGUGAACAGUGCUGAAAUGUCAGGAGGCUGAAGCUCUCCACCAAUCAAAUCAUCCCUAUCCCCCUUGAUACUGGACACAUGGAACGGUGCCAUCUGUCUCAGCUCGCAUACGCCUGGAGACACAUUCACCUGGAUUUCUGAUGCAGGCAUCCUGUUUUUUUCACCAGCUGGCAUUCACAUUCAGAGGCCUGAUCUCCUGGAGAUGGCACACUUGCCUUACAGACGCCAUGGCAACUUUCCCCAAAGGCGGGCCACCCUGUUACCAUGGGUAGCCAAGUGUAGAGUGCAGCUGGCACUUGAGACCAUCCCAUCUGAGACUGGCUCAAAUCCAGCUACCACAGCACAGGAGCUCUGUCGUACUGGAUUUUUUGAGAUGGAAAACUGGUCUUGCAACAAGAAAACCAGAGCCGCGUCCGCUUUGACUGAAAAACAACAAAGACAGCCUGGAAAAGAAGUAGCAGCUUUACUGAAGAGAAUGAGGAUCCACCCAGAAGCUCAAAGGAUUCUUGGUAAUUCCUGCAUACCUGUAGUGAGCCUGACACGUCUGAAUUUCCAGUCUCUGCUUACGUCAUUAUCUCUGCAGCCUGUGGUGUCUCUGGUACGACUGCCAUGUCAAACACAAGCCAAGCUCCACAGUGACGCCGCCUGUUUGGAUCCUCCUCAACAGAAUGGUUUCAGUCAAAACGAGGCAAACAUUUUGGAGGUAAGAGAAGCGUCACCUCAGCCUAAACCAGCAGAGUCGUCUGAUCUCAUCCAACCAGAUUUACCAACAGACUCCUGGACUGAGCCAUACUGUCCUGACAGCCCCCCCUCUGUAGAACCAGAGCAGGACUCAGGCUUUGACUGUGAAUCUAAUCCAGAUCAGCCUUAUAUCCUGUUUGAUUCCGGAUGUGAUGAAUGGGACCCAGAUUAUAAAAAUGACUCUGAAACAUUUUAUUUGGAUCCAGAUCCAGACCAGACUAUGGUGAUCCAACUGGAUCCAGAACCAGAAGCAGAUCAGGAACUAUCCCUGGAGCCAGAGGAUGAAGCUGAAACAAAAUGUGAAGUGGAUAUAGUUCACAUGGACGACAGUGAGGAUCAAAAACCUGUUCUCUGCUGCUCAGAGGAGGAGGCGGACUCAUCCAUCCAGCAUCCUGGACCUGGUUUAAAGACCGAGGAGAUAGACAGUGAAGACUUCUGCGCUGUGUGUUUGAACGGAGGAGAUCUGCUCUGUUGCGACCGCUGCCCUAAAGUUUUUCACUUGGCCUGUCAUCUACCUCCUCUCAUCAGCUUCCCACUCGGUGACUGGGUGUGUACGCUGUGCAGAACUGACCAGGAGCCUGUGGAGACCUACGAAUGUGAGAACAUGCACCCCUUUGCGGCAGUCAAAGCUCCAUACACACUGUCCAACCAGGACCAGAGGAGGUGUGAGAAGCUGACUCUGCUGUUGUACUGUCACAUACUCAGCGCUCCGUUCCAUGAACCUGUCAGCCCCCUGGCCCGAAACUACUACCAGAUCAUCAAGAGGCCCAUCAACCUGUCAGUGAUCCGCAGGAAACUGGACAAGAGCAACACUCUCCACUACUUCACUGCCGAGCAGUUUGUCGAUGACGUGCUGCUGAUGUUCAAGAACUGCGCUACAUUCAAUUAUCCAGACUCAGAGGUGGGCCAGGCCGGUCGGAACCUGGAGGCGUUUUUCUUGAGCAAACUCAAGGAGAUUUUUCCAGACCAGACAUUCCCAUUGGCCAGCCAGGACACAACAGACAGAGCUCGCCUCCAGUGGCUCCGCAGGAAGAGGAAGGAGAACUGCAGGAAGAAGAGCUUUAGUGGCAAAAAAUAUUAUGUGUUUUAAAAUUGUAGUUUAACCAUUACAGAGUCGUAUGUUUUUAAAGCUUUUUAAACAAUGGGCAACAUGUUGAAGUUGUUUAUCCCAUCAGAUAUUAAUUUUGAAAACCAUUCAUUCUGUACUUUUAUUUUUUCAUAAAUGAAAACAGAUUAUAGGGUUACUAAGCAGGUGGAGUCAUUUUCUCAUUUCAGGUAUUUUCACAGAGUUUCAGGUACAAAUCAAGGGUUUGAUUCCAUUUAAUGAUUUGAAUGAAAUCUCUCAAGUGUACAAUAAUCACAUUAUUUCUGAUUUUCUGAAGGAUGGACUGUAGAAUUUCAUCUAAGUGUCAUGAAAUGUGAAUUAAAUAUUUUCCUGGUUGCUUAACAAAGAGAAGCGUUGUUAAAAACAGUCAGUCAGCUCUGGACAGUUCAGAUUACUUCUUUCAUGUACUGUAUAUUUGGUAAUUUGUAUAAUGCAAAUAUUAUACUCAACAUAACUGAAGGAUAAACCAGGACCUGUCAUACAGAUGACUUAACAUAAGCCUGGGAGAAUCCCUGCACCAAUUUCAUGUACAUUUUUUCAUGUGCAUUUUUUCAUAUUUUUCAGGUACAAACACUGUUUUGUCUGAUGUCUGCCACUUUGCUGUUGUUGAACACGAUGUCGACUGACUUUGACUUCUGAGAGAAAAUGCAGCUUUGAAUUGUAAAAAUGAAUUUGUAUUUUCUUAUCUGAAAUUCUGAUCGUUUAAAUUUAAUAAUA